This is a messenger RNA of Hermetia illucens (black soldier fly), 1068 nucleotides long. RefSeq names its product extracellular signal-regulated kinase 1-like. The transcript has 3 exons. Lineage: Eukaryota; Metazoa; Arthropoda; Insecta; Diptera; Stratiomyidae. The record is from RefSeq and is a predicted model, not a curated record. Bases 1 to 1068 code for a protein of 355 amino acids.
AUGGAGAAGGAUACUUUGUACGAGCAAUUACAUGUAGUUCAGGGGAAGCUUGCUAAAGAUCCCUUCAACUUGUCCGGAGACGCAACAAGACGACGAAAAAUAAGUGAAUUGACAUCAACAAAGGACGGGCUUGGGGACAGAAUGUCCGCCAAGAGGACGAAGCUGAUCCUGCCGGACGAAAUUUCAUCCGAGGAAGAGGGAGCAACGGGCCCUACAACAAAGAUGGAAGCAGAUUCGAGCCUGCUCAUCAGGAUUGCGGAGCUCGAGCAAGAAAAGGCCGACAUGGCCCAACAGUUGGAGUGCCAGUUGGCGCUCAUCAAGGAGCUGCAGCAGGAGAUGGCGGAAAUAAAAGCAGCCAACAUGGCCGGGAGGCAGCCGGUCCAUCAGCAAGAACAACAACAGCAGCAGCGACAACAGCAGCAGCAGCAGCAACGACAGGAGCAGAGGAAGCAGCAGCGACAACAGCAGCAGCAGCAGCAACGACAGGAACAGCAAAAUGAAGAAGAUGACGGCAUGUGCCCGGAGGUCAUCAUCGAGGAGGAGGAAGGAGACCCCUUCAACUUCGUCGUCCGAAAGAAGAAGUCAACAAAUAGGACUAAGGUUAGUGCCACCGUUGUUAGUGCCCCACCAACCACCCCAAAAUCCUCUCCCCAAGCAGCCACUCCUAAGAAAUCCAAAAUUCCCCCGAUAACUGGGUACAGGCUAAAUGUACCGCAGUUCCUACGACUUAUUAAAGAGAAAGGGUUGAAAGCAACCCUGAAGAACACGAGGGCUGACAAGACCCUCAUCUUCGCCGAGACGGUAGAAGACCAUGCUGCAAUUUUCGCUCUCAUAAGAGAGAAAGGGCUUCACGCCACCACCAGCACCCCACCGACCCUUAGAACAAAGUCGCUGGUUAUUCGCGGUCUCCACAGGGAGACAGACCCAGCAGACAUAUUGCGGGAAAUCAAUGAAGAUUACCCGCAAUUAAAACUGAAAACUGUGGCCAAUCUAAUUACGCGUGCAGAUAAGCUUCUGCACAGCCAGAUUCGCAACAAAUGUAAUUCACCUCAGAAUCAUGUGAAAUGA